CGAGCCGGCAGCAGAGAACUUGCUCUCCAGCUGAGGCAGGGAGGAGGCGGCUCAGCUAGGCUGGGUCAUAGCCCCGUAUGUUGACACGCAGGGAGGGCGCCCUGCGAGCGCUCAGCGAGCCCGUCCUCUCCAGCCAGCAUGACUCGGGGGAGAUCGUCACCUACAUCUCCGAGAGCAUAACGGUGACCUCGGCCGACGAGGAGAAGCUGCUGCUGCUCAACAAGAACACGGAGCUCCGGCGCAUCAACAAGGAGCUCAUGAAGCUAAACCAGGAGUGGGACCAGAUUUACCACAACACUACCCUGGCGCUGCAGCAGGAGGUGCUCUCCCUCAAGCAGCAGACCGAGAGGCUCUCCAUGAAGCUGGAGCACGAACAGAACAAGAGGGAGUACUACGAGCAGACCCUCAUCCAGGAGCUCAAGAAGAACCAGCAUUUGCAGGAGUACGUGAGGCAGCUGGAAGGCAGGCAGCACCACAGCCGGGAGAAGAGGACCUUGGAGGACCCCGAGUUCUUGGCAUCUGUGCCCUGGGGGGAGUUUGGGGAUGCCCGCUUCCUGCUUCCCAGGAAAGGCCUGAAGGAGAACUCCCCCAAAAAGCCGGAAGAAGCCAGUCGGAAAGCGCCAGGGAGUGAGAGCCACAAGGCCAGGAGGUGCAAGCACGUGGCCCCAACGGGUACCAGCCCGGAUCCCGGGAAAGAGGUGACUGACCUGAAGGACCAGCUGGAGGCCUUGAAGUGCCAGACAGAAAUUUAUGAGGCGGAUUACAGGACAGAACACAAAGACCGGGAGCGGAUCAAAGCGGAGAACGAGAAGCUCCGGAAGAAGGAGGAGGAGAUGAGGCAGCAGAUGGUACUUCUGCGAGAGCAGCUUAAGAUCUUUGAGGAUGACUUCCGGAAGGAGCGGUCAGACAAGCAGCUGCUUCAGCGCCUCCUAAAGAGCAAGGCCGGCUCCAAGGAGCCCAUCCUGGUGCAUCGCUGCAACGGGCACGAGAGGCUGCCGGUCCCCACCUCGCCCGCGCACUCAGCUUCCACCACCGCCAAGCGAGGCGGCUGCAGCAAGCACUGCGAGAAACACAGCCACAAGCUGGGCGAGUGCGCCAAGCACCACGCACGGGAGACUGCGGCGCACACGGCCCCGCCCAGCGACUACUAGGACGAAGACACGGGUCUUCCCGGCAGCACUUUUUUAAGCUAACACACGGGGUCGCCCGCAGGCGCCUGCUGCGGGGUGCGGGCCGCCAGCCCCAGGAUGCAGCAAGCUCUCCCCACGAGGCCGGCGGGAGAUGCUUUCGAACACCAUAGAUGCUUUCGGCAGCCAGGUCUUUCAUUGGCGAGCGCGCCGACCAAUCAGGGCCAGGGCUAAUCUCUUCCAGCCAGUCCCAUCUUGCUCCCGGGGCGUCGCCUGCUUCUGUCCGCCCUGCAAGGAAUUCCGGGGCGGGGAACGCUGAACAAGAGGCGUGGCCCUUGGCCCUGCAUCAAGAAGAGGGUCACACAGAAAAGGCCCUUAGACCCUGUGGGGCGAGGCUAGCGUCUGGAAAGGGCUCACCCCAGCUGUCCUCCCUGGAGGUCAGGAGUCCUUAGCUGUAAGCCAUCCUAUACGCUAGCAGCACCUCCCCAUGCUGCUGCUGCUCCAGCAAAGGGUUCCUCAGCGCUUCGUUCUGAUUCUCGAGGGAUUGCUGCAGCUCCUUGCUCCAGCCAGCAAGGACUGGGGACAGCUGUUACCUUUAUUUAUUUGAACCAAUCUCCCGGAUCCUAUGGGGCUGGUACUUUAUUCAAGUGAUUACAAAAUAAAUUAAAGAAAGACAAAUGCUCCCCUUCCUUCUGUUUCCCAUGUGCCUGUAAGACCAGAGCAAAGGCGCGUUCUUUCCUUCCUUAAACACCAAGAACUGUGGAUUUGGGAGCCGGCUCGACAGCACCGGCGGUGAAAGCUACCUACCAACAACGAAGCCAAGCCCGGGGAGCAGCAGGGCCCGCUUCCCCUGCUCCGAGCAGUCCCUGGCUCGGGGACCGUUCAGUCUUUGUGACCCCUCUCUGCCUCCAAAAGAAGGAGGCACAACCAGCUUCCUGGCAACACUAGACUGUUGCCUGUUAGCAACUGGGCUGAGAACAACGAGUCUCAGUCUCUGCUUGGCGACCGCUGACCGAGACAAAAGCCUCGAAUUCCAUCAAGGGGUUUAAAAUCCAGUUUGAGGCCUUUCAGGCUCUCCUGUCCCUACUGAAGGCAGCCACCGAAUGGGCCAGGUUACCUGCUGUCCAAAGCCAGAGCAGGACUAUUUGAUGCUACACGCUGUGGCACAGAGGAGAUGCCUGUGCUUAUGGGACGCACGGAUGUGUCGGCUCAGACCCCAGCAAUGAAGAUGGCUCAGCUACUUAGGAGCCCAGAUGAGCAGGUCCGAGCCAUCGCAGCCGGGCUGCUGGAACUUCAGAAACACCCGCGUGUGCCAGAAGUUCUGGCAAACACCCGGAGAGCGAUGGAUGGGUCGUAGUGGGUCAGCUGCUUCAACUGUCUCAUUGGACAGAGGGGGAAGGUCCCCAGGAUCCCUUUGGGAGGCUGUAGAAAGUCUCCAAAUUACAGAGCAUCUUAUCUUUGGGGUCAAGCGCGAAUCUCAAGUCUGAGGUAGCUUCAUAGCCAAGCAGCUUCCGUAGCCACUCGACAAAGUGCAGCUCUCCUGCACGUCAGCUUCCUUCACUAGUCAGCAACAGAGCGGCCAGGCGGGGCGAGACCAAUGGUCCAGCCAGCCCAGUGUCCUGUCUGCCGACAGCGGCCAAUGCCAGGCGCCUCAGAGGAAGGGAACACAACAGGGAAUCCUCACAUGGUCCCUCCCGUCACCCAUUCCCAGCUUCGGGCAACAGUGCUCGGGGCACAUCCCAGGUUGGUUUUACAUCCCUGCCCCUCCUGGCUAAUGGCCAUCGAUGGAACUCGCAGCACUAAGCAAACCAGACUGGGCUUGGGGUUUUUUUUUUGUCCCGGAGCGGCGCUAUCUAGUCUCUACUGCCUGCCUUUGCAGAGAGGCAUCAAUUUACACUGGCACCUCGCAGCCCGUCUGCCUGGGGACCAGAAAGCACGGUGAUGGCUUGGCUGUUUCCUCUAAAGCAGGGGUGGGCAAUAAUUUUUGGCCGGUGCAGCCCAGGAGGGGCAGAGCCAGAAUGCAUCGAAGCCAGCCCGCGAUGGCCCUUUUUCCACCCCUGCUCUAAGGUGUCUAGUUUUUUUUUUCAAAUAACUAGAAGAGCCUCUCGAAUUAUUUUUUCCCCUAAAAUUGUAUCGUGGCUAUCGAGUACCAGCAUGACAAACACCCAGCAUAUUGCCUAUAGUGUAGGAAAGCUUUAGUGAGUAGAUGAGCAUCCGUCCUUAAGCUGACAUCUCAUUUCCCUCCCUCGUGUUAUGCCCGUGGAAGGACGUAGAGGAGGGCAUAUUCAGUCAGUCACCAAACUGCUGGGAGACUGCUGUACUUAGCUGAGGUUACAGAUGUGGAAACUGAGGCACAUGGAGAUUAUGUGACUUGCCCAAGGCCAUGCAAUGAGGCAGUGUCAGUGUUGGAAAUGGAACUUGGGUCUCCCAGCUCCUAGAUCAAACGUCCAACUCUUACAAGUGGACGGUGUUAGGAGAUAGUAACACUGGGAGGUAUGCAAGAGCCCAAGCUGAAGAGAGAGUAAUUCAGAGGUUUUUAAGGCCAGCAGGCACCACUGGGACCUGCAGUACACAGGCCACAGCCUUUCCCCUAAUAUUUGCGGCAGCGUAGAGAAUUAUUUCUUUGCCGUGUGAUUACAAUCAAGUCACCCCACCAAUGGGUGCACCUGCCAAUGGACCAAACCACCUUCCUUACCUGCAGCCCUCGCGGAACUAAUCGCGCCCGUCGUGUUCAUUCCAGCCCUCGCAGGCACUUGCCAUGCCUCCAGUUUCAACACCAACCAGAAAUGUGAUCACUGAACACAGAGCAAAGGAACACGCAACAAGCAGCCACUCAAGACCACAGCAGUAGCCCGGUCUGCCUUCCUCCCCGUAUGUAAGGGAGACCUGUCUUACUCAUAACCAGGCGCAAUUGGUGGGGAGGAUGGAGAGAAGGACAUUAGCCAUAAA
Pelodiscus sinensis (Chinese soft-shelled turtle) is the source of this 4076-nucleotide messenger RNA. The record is from RefSeq and is a predicted model, not a curated record. NCBI's taxonomy places the organism in Eukaryota, Metazoa, Chordata, Testudines, Trionychidae.